Messenger RNA from Acanthisitta chloris (rifleman), 466 nucleotides. RefSeq names its product protein ZNF365-like. NCBI's taxonomy places the organism in Eukaryota, Metazoa, Chordata, Aves, Passeriformes, Acanthisittidae. Gene Ontology annotation, biological process: telomere maintenance; regulation of DNA strand resection involved in replication fork processing; regulation of double-strand break repair via homologous recombination. Gene Ontology annotation, cellular component: centriolar satellite. The transcript is spliced from 3 exons. The record is from RefSeq and is a predicted model, not a curated record. The annotation marks the transcript as partial.
AGAAGUUGUUACUUUCAACCACUUCCUGGAGGAAGCAGCAGAGAAAGAAUUGCGGGGAAAAGCCAGGCUCCAGCAUUUCAUUGAGAACCUGUUGCAGCGCGUGGAUCUGGCAGAGAGGCAGCUAGAAUAUUACCAAAAUCAGCAGAUGGUGUGCAACAACACCGACGUCAGUGAGCACGUGUUUACAGACAUUUCAUUAAAUAAGAAACCCAGAUGCCUGAGCCGAGGAAGUCAACAUGCUUCAUAUAAUAUCCCUGACGCAAAGCCUCACUCCUUUCAAAAAGGAAGAAUCCUGAUGAAGAAAUCAAAGGAUGAAAAAGCCAGCUUGCAGCCAGUGAAAUGCUUCUAUGAACCUGUUGAUUGCCCAAGAGAAAUAUGGAGAGCACAAAAGAAAGGGGAACCAAUCUGCUCUGCCAGGAAAGUGAGUGCAAAAUCAAAGAUGGGUAAAAAGGCCAAGCCGCUAUAG